AGCGUCACCGCCGCCGAAGAAGAGCGAGAUGCGUCGGUUGUCAUGUGCAGUCGAUCGGGUGGUCAGCUGACGCAUCCGUCUCGCUUCUGAUGUUUACUUACUUUUGUCUUUCGCUUUAACAGGCGGUUGUUUCGACUUUUUUUUGAAUGAAUGCAGCGCUAUGCUCGACCCAGGAGAGUCAUGGUCGUCGUGAACUCGGUGCUGAAGCUGCUGCAGAGGCAGACCUACACCUGUCUGUCCCACCGAUACGGUCUCUACCUCUGCUUCGGGGGGCUCGUCCUCAUGAUCGUUUCCGCCUUUCAGUUUGGAGAGGUGGUGAUGGAGUGGAGUCGCGACCAGUACCAUGUGCUAUUUGACUCCUAUAGAGACAAUGUGGGUGGGAAAUCAUUCCAGAGCAGACUCUGUCUGCCCAUGCCUAUUGACGUUGUGUACACCUGGGUGAACGGCACAGAUGUGGCUCUGCUGAAGGAACUGAAGGCGGUGAAAGAGCAGCUGGAGGAAGAACAAAAAGCUCUGAGGGAACAACUGGGAAAAAAUGCGAACGACACCACAGAAGUGCCAAAAGAUAGUGAUAAGCCUGAAUGCCUGCUGUCCCACUGCAUCGUGGCGCCAAUGCUGGCGCUGGAUCCCGCCCUGCCGGCCAACCUCACCCUCAAAGAGCUGCCAGCGGUCUCUGCCUCCUUCUCUGCUGCCAAAGAGCUGCUGAUCAUGAAGAAACCUUUCCACCUGCCCGUCAGCGUCUCCGUUGUUGUCUUUCAUUCGCAGGCUGAUGCUGAUAAAGCCUAUAAAGAUCUUUCCAGGGAAGUCCACAAAUUUUCUGUUUCCAGAUGCUAUCUUACAACGGACAAAGAGGCUCCGGGUCUCAUCCACACGCAGUCUCUGGCUUACCUGAGCGGCUUUCCGGCAUCGAUCAAGGAUACGGAGCAGCUGCGAGUCAAACUGCCUGCGGCCAUAACCGGCAAGAUCAAGCAGUUUGAGCUGUAUUCAGAGGCCAGCAUCGCCCUGCUUCAGCUGAAAACCCAGCAGGAUUUCACCGAUCUGAGUCAGCAGGCCAAAAAGAACCUGACUCUUGAUGGGAAAGAGUUGAGCAUCAGCCCUGCCUACUUGUUCUGGGAUCUCACAGCUAUCUCCCAGUCUAAGCAGGAUGAAGACGUAUCUGCGAGCCGAUUCGAAGACAACGAGGAGCUGCGCUAUUCGCUGCGCUCUGUGGAGAAGCACGCCCCCUGGGUGCGGCACAUCUUCAUCGUAACCAAUGGUCAGAUUCCCUCCUGGCUCAACCUGGAUAACCCCAGAGUUACCGUGGUGACUCAUCAGGCAAGCCUCGACCCUUCCUAUACCAAGCUGCUCCUACUUCCACACAGAGGGGAUUCUUAUAAAGAAAAUUAUGAUAGAUUAUGAUUUAAUGUGUGUGGA
This is a messenger RNA of Poecilia latipinna (sailfin molly), 1413 nucleotides long. RefSeq names its product N-acetylglucosamine-1-phosphate transferase subunits alpha and beta. Gene Ontology annotation, biological process: N-glycan processing to lysosome; carbohydrate phosphorylation. The record is from RefSeq and is a predicted model, not a curated record. Bases 151 to 1398 code for a protein of 415 amino acids. The transcript has 9 exons. Gene Ontology annotation, cellular component: Golgi apparatus. NCBI's taxonomy places the organism in Eukaryota, Metazoa, Chordata, Actinopteri, Cyprinodontiformes, Poeciliidae. Gene Ontology annotation, molecular function: UDP-N-acetylglucosamine-lysosomal-enzyme N-acetylglucosaminephosphotransferase activity.